AUGAGUAAUUUACCUUGGUUAACAAUAAUUGUUAUUUUGCCCAUAUCUGCGGGGUUAUUAAUCCCAUUAUUUCCCCAUAAAGGAAAUAAAAUGAUUCGAUGGUAUACUCUAGGUAUUUGCUUAUUAGAUCUUCUUUUAAUGACCUAUAUAUUCCGUUAUCAUUAUCAUUUUGAUAAUUCAUUAAUCCAAUUGGAGGAGGAUUAUAACUGGAUAAAUCUUAUCCAUUUUCAUUGGAAACUGGGAAUUGAUGGAUUUUCCAUUGGACUUAUUUUAUUAACGGGAUUUGUAACUACUUUAGCUACUUUAGCUGCUUGGCCAGUUACUCGGAAUCCGCGAUUAUUGCAUUUCUUGAUGUUGGCAAUGUACAGUGGCCAAUUGGGGUUAUUUGCUUCUCGAGAUAUUCUACUUUUCUUUCUCAUGUGGGAGUUGGAACUAAUUCCUGUUUACCUACUUUUAUCCAUGUGGGGGGGGAAAAGACGUCUAUAUUCGGCCACAAAAUUUCUUUUGUAUACUGCCGGUGGUUCCAUUUUUAUCUUAAUGGGAGCUUUAAGUAUGGGUCUCUACGGAUCUCAUGGACCAACCUUCGAUUUUGAAUUAUUAGCUAAAAAAGAUUAUCCCAUCACACUUGAAAUACUAUUAUAUUUAGGGUUUUUGAUCGCUUAUGCAAUAAAAUUGCCAAUCUUCCCUUUACAUACCUGGUUACCAGAUACUCAUGGGGAAGCACAUUAUAGUACAUGUAUGCUUUUGGCCGGAGUUCUAUUGAAAAUGGGGGGAUAUGGGUUGAUUCGGAUCAAUAUGGAAUUGCUACCUCAUGCUCAUUCUUUGUUUUCGCCAUGGUUGAUAAUAAUAGGAGCAGUGCAAAUUAUCUAUGCAGCUCUAACUUCUAUGGGUCAACGCAAUUUGAAAAGAAGGAUAGCCUAUUCAUCAAUAUCUCAUAUGGGUUUUGUAAUUAUAGGAAUUGGUUCCAUGACAUAUACAGGUCUAAAUGGAGCCAUUUUGCAAAUGAUUUCUCAUGGAUUAAUUGGUGCUGCACUUUUUUUCUUGGUAGGAACAAGUUAUGAUAGGAUACGUACUCUUUUCCUUGAUGAAAUGGGAGGAAUCGCUAUACCAAUUCCUAAAAUCUUUACUAUGUUCAGUAGCUUUUCAAUGGCUUCUCUUGCAUUGCCAGGAAUGAGUGGUUUUGUAGCAGAAUUUAUGAUAUUUUUGGGCGUAAUUACUAAUCAUAAAUAUUCUUCGACCUUUCGGAUCAUUAUUACUGCAAUAGCGGCAAUUGGAAUGAUAUUAACUCCCAUUUAUUUGUUAUCUAUGUUACGUCGAAUGUUCUAUGGAUAUAAGGUUUUGAAUGUCCCGAAUCCUUAUUUUAAGGAUUCGGGACCACGCGAACUUUUUAUUUUGAUCUGUCUCUUUCUACCAAUCAUAGGUAUUGGUCUUUACCCCGAUCUAGUUCUAUUUUUAUAUAAUGCUAAGGUAGAAGCUAUUUUCUCUCAAUCUUUCUAUUAA
Cryptomeria japonica (Japanese cedar) is the source of this 1500-nucleotide messenger RNA. The record is from the annotation of a RefSeq genome assembly. NCBI's taxonomy places the organism in Eukaryota, Viridiplantae, Streptophyta, Pinopsida, Cupressales, Cupressaceae.